This is a messenger RNA of Motacilla alba alba, 333 nucleotides long. RefSeq names its product feather beta keratin-like. Gene Ontology annotation, molecular function: structural constituent of cytoskeleton. Gene Ontology annotation, cellular component: intermediate filament. Lineage: Eukaryota; Metazoa; Chordata; Aves; Passeriformes; Motacillidae. The transcript has a single exon. The record is from RefSeq and is a predicted model, not a curated record. Bases 1 to 333 code for a protein of 110 amino acids.
AUGGCCUGCAACAGCAUCUGCCGUCCCUGCGGACCCACCCCGCUGGCCAACAGCUGCAACGAGCCCUGUGCCCUGCAAUGCCAGGAUUCCCGCGUCAUCAUCGACCCUUCCCCUGUGCUGGUCACCCUGCCAGGACCCAUCAUGACCUCCUUCCCCCAGAACACCGCCGUUGGAUCCACCUCCUCCGCUGCUCUGGGCACUGAGCUCAAUGUGCAGGGACAGCCCAUCUCUGGGGGCUUUGGCUUUGGCUAUGGUUUUGGCUAUGGGCGUGGAUUUGGCUAUGGGCUGGGUGGCCUGGGCUGCUAUGGCAGGAGGGGCAGCUACAUCUGCUAA